Messenger RNA from Aricia agestis (brown argus), 3144 nucleotides. RefSeq names its product dnaJ homolog subfamily B member 6 (gene mrj). NCBI's taxonomy places the organism in Eukaryota, Metazoa, Arthropoda, Insecta, Lepidoptera, Lycaenidae. The record is from RefSeq and is a predicted model, not a curated record. The coding region runs from base 327 to 1190 and encodes 287 amino acids. Gene Ontology annotation, molecular function: Hsp70 protein binding. The transcript has 7 exons.
AGCCGUAUGGUUGUGUCAUUGGACUGAUUGGACCAAUGAGCAAGAGCAAGCAAGAGUAGAUUCAAAGCACUCUCUGAAAUUCUGAAUAAAAUCAAUCACCCGUUUUGUGCAUGUGUUUUGAGCAAAAUAAAAACCAAUAAUUGAGUGUUGUGAUUGUGAUAAAUUAGUGAAUAUUGAUCUUAGCAGUGAAAUUGAAGUGAUUUUGAUGGCUGAACGUGCUUAAAUCAACCGACGUUUAUCUGGAUUUUUCCACAAUACAUCAACUUUUCACUUUCGUCAACAGAACAAUUAAUGAUAUAAAAGGUUGUUAUCAUUUCAGAUCAUAUAUGCCUGCAAAACGGAAAUUAGACAUGGUGGACUACUACAGGACUCUAGGUGUGUCACGGACAGCAACAGAAGCUGAAAUAAAAAAGGCCUACAGAAAGCUCGCUCUAAAGUGGCACCCCGACAAGAACCCUGACAAUGCAGAUGAAGCAAACAGAAGAUUCAAAGAAAUAUCAGAAGCUUAUGAAGUUUUAUCUGAUGAGAACAAGCGGAAAGUGUAUGAUGCACGGGGAUCCAGUCACCACGGUCACAGAUAUCAGAGCAAGAGCGGAGUGAAUGGGCAUCGACACUUUAGCUUCAAGGGUUUUUUUGGAGAUACACCAUUCCACCGAUUUUUUGAGAGGAAGCGUCAAGUGUAUGACCAAUACGGCAAGGAGGGGCUGAGCAGUAGCAGAGGCAGGCGGUCCGCUGCAACAGACGACUUCGACUUUGGCCUUUACACUGGUUAUCCGUUCACAUUCCGGGAUCCCGAUGAGGUGUUCAGAGAAUUCUUUGGUGGCUCAGCAUUUGGUGAACUUUUUGGAGAGCUGAACGGGCACAGCCAACGGCACGGGCGGCGCGGGCAGCACUCCGGCACGUCGCUAACUUCGUCCCUGUUCAGUCCGCUCGGGUUCGGCAUGGGGCUGAACGACAUAUUCGCGUCCAACGGCAACUUCACGUCGUUCUCGACGUUCAACAGCGCGCUCGCGGGCCCCGGCAGCGCCAACAUGAAGAGCGUCACCACUACAACACGCAUCGUCAACGGGAAAAAGAUCACCACUAAGAAGGUCAUGGAGAACGGUCGCGAAACAGUCAUGUCCUACGAAAACGGGGUCCUGAAAUCAAAGACUGUCAACGGUGUACCUCAGUCGCUCACUUACAGUUAAAUAUGUAUAACUAUAUCGUAACCAAACACAAUCCAAAUGACAACUUACUCUAUAUGUUAUGCGAGUAACCAGUUCCAAUGUUAAUUUAGUCUUGCUUAAUUGUAAUGUAGUUUUGGCACUGUAAAUUGAUAGUGUAGCGAACAUCUAAACCAUACUUAAUUUAGUUUUAAGCCUUUGCAUAUAACUGUACCGUGGUGUCGAUACGUCGCAGAGACAUACCACACGAUAUAGCGCCUGCACACGGAAAGUUCGGACCGCACAUUGAACUAUUCGGAUAAUCUGAUUACACUCGGCGAUAUCGACCCGAUACUCUGUUAACGAAUGUAAUUAAAAUCGCAAAGAGGUCUGUCUGACACAUUGCGUCUGUGUUUGUUAAUAGACUCUUGAAUUUGGUCCAGUAACCAAAUCAAUAGCUCAAGACUCUUGUGUGAUUUUUAGCUUUGCUCUAAUAAUUAUUAUUGUAUUAGGAGGCCCGCGAAUAUUUUUUUCAAAUCGAUAUUUGGAACGACUCGAGUUGCUUUCCGCGGUGCGAACUUCCCUUGUGAACGGCGCUAGACUAUAAAUGCUCACCUCGACUGCUCCGUAGAUGUAUGAUCUCAAUUCUAGGAACAUUCUCUGCACGGUGUAAAUUAUUAUCGUAUUCAGUCAUUUAGGAUAAACGCUCGCCUACCCAAGUAUUCACUUAGCUCGAUAUCGUAGCUACGUCAAAAUUAGCUAGUUAUAAAUUGAAAAAUUCGCUAAAAUACGAUCACUGUGACCAGAUGAAAAAGCUCAAUAAGAUAAGAUAGCGUUUUUAUGCAGAGAGUUGAAGGAGAGGUAUAUUUUUAAUUGUAUAAUAGUUUCAUAUGGACGAUAUAAUAAAUCUAUCACUAUUCACCGCUAUGAAUGUUUGGAUUUUUGAAGGAUUUGGAUUCGUUGGCGGCAUAUCUGGUCACAAACAUAUCUUGAAUGUUAUUCGAUGCAUCAAUCGCUUUGAGUUUGCGUUAGUGAAACGAUUCUAUUAGUCAAAUAUAACAAUUAGCUUGUUUGGAUUUGUAAGUUUAAUGUUAGAAAAUUGUUAGCGCUGGUCGGCUUCACACUCUGCCUUAGCCAGUAGCAGAGGCGACUCAUUUCGGAGUAGGUUCCUUUUUAAUUUUCGUUUUUGUAAUAGUUUAGUUGGAUAUCGCGCCGUGUUUUAUUUUUUUAGUACUUUUUAAAUUUCUGUUUAAUUUUCGCGUCAAUUUUUUUUUUGGUCGUUUCCUACCUACUUUUGUAAUAAAAGCUCACGUGUAUAAAGUAGUAGCACCACUUUUGUAUUUAAAAAUGUGUUACACGAUAGAAAAAAUAUUUAUGUGAAAUUUUACUAUUCGUGUAUCAGUAAACAUAGAAAAAGUGAUGAAAUCUUACUAUAUUUAUACUUUUACAGAGAUCAUUAUGGUCUUAACAAAGUUUCCCAAAAUUUGUCACUACUCUAUAUUAAUUCAUAAAGAGCAUAAAGCUUACUCGAUAAGUAAAUCUAAAAAUUAGAUUUGUAUAAAUUGUAACGUUCAACGUCCUACAUAGAAGUUAUGUGCGUUCAUAACUCAUAACGGAACAAAAGUAAAUUAAUAAGUAUUAAAACAGCUUACAGGUAAACUGCAUUUGGUAAUUUUGAUUUAGGAAGCUUAAAAUUCACGUCGCUAAGUCUCUAAACUAUUGUAUAGGUACUUAAUUCGAUGAUAUAAUUUUAAUGUAAUCGAAGUUAUGUUUUAGCUCAUUUUUAUAAAAUAGUUUCGGAAUGAUUAACUUAUCGCGGCUGGACGGACCCGCGCGAGUGACGUGUGCCAUCGAGAUGUUCAAACAAUAAGUCGCUCGAGCCUAGAGCCCUAGAACAACACGCGGUAUUAAUGUCGGUGUUUUCAAUGUUUUAUGUCUAUAAAAUUGUUGUGAGCAACUCAGAAGCACUACGAGAUAAAUAAACCAAAAUUAAUAUCAA